GUAGUUCGAUAGCUCUUGUCUGUGGUACGGUUUGUUGAGGUUCAACAAUUACGUGUUGUGUUAUCGGAUAUUUUGACAUGUAAACUAACAAAGUAUAACCAGUGUUUUUGUUUUGUUUGGUGAUUACAAAUGUUUUGUUUUAAUAGUUGAAUAUUGUGUUUGUUAUCGACUUAUAGGUACUUUUUUUUGAGGAUAGAAGUACCUAGCCAAAGGAAACAAAAGGCCUUAAAGUGACGUUAUUUUGUGUGCCUCGACAGAAACGAUCAUCUCAGAGCGAAAGCCGUGAUGGGAUGAUCGGCCUGCAAGAAUGUGGGCCCGCGCCGCCUAGAGCGCCACUGUCAACCGUCAGUGCGGCCCCCUGUAACAACGGGGGCAGCAACCGCAUCCGAGAUAGAACCGCCCUCGCUGUCGACUACUACAACACACAUGUUCAUCGGGCUUGGACCAACGCUGGACUUUCCGCCAACAACAGGUCAUCAUUUAACGACAGACACCAUCAUCAACCAGCACAACGAAGACCUCAGUACUUCGCUCCGGAGCACCUCUGCCGCAGCAACUCCAGUUUAGAGCUGUUGGAUCACAACGGGCGCCCGUCGAAUUCCAGUUCUCCGCUCUUGAAAAGGGAAUACGGCAGCCACGGGUCGAUAGACGUCAUCGAUAGACCUAGUGGAGUUCCCAGCAAUAAUGAAUUCUUCAAGAUGUUACAGGAUUAUCGACCUGCAGGUCUAGUAGGCACCGACCAACGAUCCCCGGGCCCUUCCGAAUACCUUCGCGGCAAAGUCGACGGCAAUUCCGAUGAAUCGGCGCAGAGUCCCAAAUACAAAAACAAAUUGAAAAAGCAUUUUUGGGCCAACGGCGCCGCCCCCACCAACAACUUGAAGCACUCGAGACAGACUAUGGACGAGAGUGUAGUGAGUAGUAGUUCUUCGGUAUGCGUUUCCGCGGAAUCCGAAGAGAUCGCGAGGCGGAGGGCGUUUGCGCACUACGAUUGUCAGUCGCUGACGACGAAUUUGAACUAUGCGGUUAGACUGAGGAAGAAUUUGUUAGCGAAAAGACGAAACACUGCUACAGGUGCAUCGGCUGCCUCUGUGAUGGUGCGAUCAUCGACGCCGGACGGCGAGUCUGAAGACGAUCCAGGCGACGGCCAAAGUAACGACUUGGUGGAGAGCUGUCCGUUCUUCAGGAACGAAAUAGGAGGAGAAGAGGAAAGGAUAGUGAGCUUGUCAAGGUUACAAAACGGUCACAAUCGAAAACCCCUUCACAGACCUCCCUUAGCGUACGGAGUGGCAGUCUUGGAGUUUGCAGCUGGAGAAACCCAUUGGAGGCAUUCUACUUGCCCUUACCAAAGGUUCCCGAGGCCGAUCGAAAAUGUCGACCAAGGGGCGUUGUAUUUUAGGAAAUAUUUUGUUGGGCAAGAGCACCAGAACUGGUUUGGUAUGGAUGAGCAACUUGGUCCUGUGGUUAUAUCCAUAAAACGAGAAAAAGUUGUACAUCCUGAGAAUCAAUUAACGACAACACUUAUGCAAUAUCAAUAUAGGGUAGUUGCGCGAACGUCCGAACUCCAAACCCUCCGCGGCGCCGUCUUGGAAGACGCCAUUCCCAACAUAAAACCCUCCAGUAACCCAAAAACCCUGAAUACCAAAGAAGUUCUCGAAUACGUAGUCCCCGAAAUCCAACUGACCGCCCUGAAACUAGCUAGCCAAAACCAACACGUGAUCGAGCAAAUCUUGAAGCUGGACGAGCAAGGCUUGACGAACCAUUACAAGGUCGGCGUUAUGUACUGCAAGGCCGGUCAAAAUACGGAAGAAGAGAUGUACAAUAACGAAGAAGCCGGUCCUGCUUUCUUGGAGUUUUUGGAGACCAUUGGAAAGACUGUUAGACUGAACGGGUUCGACAAAUAUAAAGCGGGAUUGGAUAAUAAAACCGAUUCCACCGGUUUGUACUCGGUGUACGCUCAGUACCAAGAGUGUGAAAUUAUGUUUCACGUAUCGACGAUGCUUCCGUUCACGCCCAAUAAUCGACAACAACUAUUGAGGAAACGUCACAUUGGCAAUGACAUUGUCACCAUCGUCUUCCAAGAACCUGGUGCUCUUCCUUUCACUCCGAAAGGCAUACGAUCUCAAUUCCAACACGUUUUUAUAGUGGUCCACGCUAUUAAUCCUUGUACGGAAAAUACACAUUAUAAGGUAGCCGUAAGUCGAUCGAAAGACGUCGAAGUGUUCGGUCCGCCCAUUAAAGAGGGCGCCAUCUUUCCCAAAGGUAAGGUGUUCGCGGAAUUCCUCCUAGCCAAAGUGGUGAACGCCGAAAAUGCCGCUCACCGUUCCGAAAAAUUCGUCACGAUGGCGACGAGGACGCGACAAGAGUACCUCAAGGAUCUCGUACAGAACUAUUCGACGUCCACGAUCGUUGAUACGGGACAAAAAUUUUCGAUAUUCAGCAGCAAAAAGAAGGAAAAAAUCCGUCCCCGGUUCAUACCGGACCUAUGCCAAAGAGGUGCCAUUUUAUGGCAAGUAUUAUUAGACGAUAGCGGCCAAGGACAACAAAUCGAAUGUUUCCUUGGCAUUUCUUCCGAUACGUUCGUUCUCAUCGAAGAACAUUCGCGACAAAUCGUUUUCGUAACGCCGUGCAAAUCGAUUUUGGGAUGGUCGCCGCAAACGAACAGUCUGAGAUUGUAUCACCACCAGGGGGAGUGCAUGACGAUACAUAUGCGCGAUUCGCACGGCGAUCGAGACGAAUUGAUGGAAAUCAUGGAUCGAUUGAAGUCGGUGACGUUCGGACACGUCGCCCAGGAGUUGACUAUAAGUCGCAACAUUAUGGGCCAGCUGGGUUUUCAUGUCCAACCGGACGGCAUAGUGACUUUGGUGGAAAGCGCAGGUCAGGCCUGGCAGGCGGGACUCCGUCAAAAUUCCCGUCUAGUGGAAAUCUGCAAGGUAGCUGUGGCGACACUCACCUACGACCAAAUGGUGGAUCUUCUCAAAACGUCCAUUACCGUUACUCUAACUGUGAUACCGCCUUUACCUGAUGGCACGCCGCGAAAAGGGUGUACCUUGCAGAACUGCAAAUACAACGAGGCUCAUUAUGAAGGCGACUACGACAACACGAAUACCAAUGAAGAAAAUAAAGGUAGAAGAGCUCCGCAAAUGCAACAAGCCGUUUCCGGGAACCAUAGGAGGAUAUACGAAAGGAGUUUUUCGCCACCUAGGAGCAGUAAUAGUUCCGGUUAUGGUACUGGGAGUAGCAGUAAAUCGUUUCACGGACCCGAGGCUAGAUUUCAAAACAAUAUAGAGGGUACAUUAACAAGUUCCUCAAGUGGCCACUCUGACGACAAAUGGUACGAUUUUCUACAAGAAUUCGAGGCGCCCCCUAUACCCCACAAGACGACCCAGCAGCAGCAACAGCAGCAGCAGCACGUCUCCCGCCUUCACCACACCAACAACACCUUUCCUAAUACUCCGAAACGGAACAAUUCCCAUUUGCAGGUACCUCAAAACAACCAGUACCCCAUCCAGCACAACAAGAUACAUCUGAGCAAUUCGCUGCCUCUGCAACACGUCAGUAUGUCCCAACCGUUGACGGCGGCUUUACAUAACAGUACGAACGACAUGGACGUGUACAAAAGCGAAAAGAAUAAUUUAAUAAAGCAGCAUAAUGAAAGACUAAGACAAGAAAGUGAUUAUAUGAGCACCAGGCCUUCUAGGUCGGAUUACGCUACAGUACAAAGUUUAAAUAACGAUUUUUGUAGGUUAAACGUCAACGAUAGUCAUUCGAAUGACAGUUCUAUAAGCGAAAGAAUCAAUUUGAUUGGCAGCGAAGAAGAAUUGUCUACAGGUGCUGGAAACGCUUCUCCUAGAACUCGUAGAGCAGCGAAACAUGCUCAAAAUUACACGAAUCGAAACCAAAGUCCUAGAUCGCUAAAUGGUGAAGCCAAAUUAAGACCUGGAGUAACUUCUCGUAGCUCUAAUAGAAACAGCGCAAAUUUAUCAAACUUUCAAGAAGAAUUGCUCCGAUUAAUCAAUCCCGACAACAUAGAACAGACGGAGCAAAAAGUAAUGAAAGACUCGAAAAACCAUUCUAGAGAAAAUUUGAAUAACGCUUUGAGCAUUCACAAGCCUCAAUCUCAACCCGAAGUGAUUUUGACGAUGGCUCGUCCGGCUACGGUUAUUUCUAACGCUAGUACUACCUCAAGUCCGUUGCCGAUCGAAUUUAAGAGGGCUCAAGACGAUCCUCACGUGCCUUUAACCAAAAUGAAAACUACCGUUAGUUUUCCCGACGAGUUUCCUUUGCCCGAGGACGGCGAUUGGCCGAGUUUGGUCGAUACGGCGACUUGUUUCAUGAAUCAAGUUGGUUCGUGUGAUGGCGGUAAGGAGAUGGAAGUGAAUAGGUGCUGGGAUGGGGAUGGUGUUAUAGAUGCUUCUAUUACUUCGACGGUAAGCUCGAGUACGAGUGUCCCAGAGCUGCAGAGCCACGUGGCGGAAUUGGAAUCUAAAGUGACUUUAGAAACGCGACGUAGACUUUCCUUGGAGCACGAAGUGCGCAGACUCAAGGAAGAAAAUAGAAAAUUGCAGGAUCAGGCGCACGCCGCCGUUCAGCAACUCAGGAAAUUUACCGAAUGGUUCUUCAAAAACGUGAAGAGGCAGUAA
Molecule: messenger RNA, 4640 nt
Organism: Psylliodes chrysocephalus
Lineage: Eukaryota; Metazoa; Arthropoda; Insecta; Coleoptera; Chrysomelidae
Source: the annotation of a GenBank genome assembly